Messenger RNA from Fusarium poae, 783 nucleotides. RefSeq lists its product as uncharacterized. The transcript is spliced from 4 exons. The record is from RefSeq and is a predicted model, not a curated record. NCBI's taxonomy places the organism in Eukaryota, Fungi, Ascomycota, Sordariomycetes, Hypocreales, Nectriaceae. The coding region runs from base 1 to 783 and encodes 260 amino acids.
AUGCACUCCAGUACCAUCAUCUUCUUUGCCACUCUCUUGACAGGAGUCGUUGCACCUCCCCCUGAACACUUUUUGAACUUUGUCUGUACAGGAGAGGACAGCGAUGAUAUGCCAGAUGUUUGCAACAACAUGUGCUACGGUGCGACUUGCAAAAAACUUCCCACGCAGCUUUACUGGGACCAGCCCGAGAAGCCCACCCGUCAAAGACGCAGUAGGAAUGCCGGUUGUGGUACCACCAACAAGUGUGAUGAUGGAGAGCAAUGCGACGAGUAUCCGUUCGCUUCGACGAGCAACGCCGAUGAUGUCAAAGCGGUCAGUCGCUGCGUCCCUACUGAACAGAACAGAAAUCAAGGACAAGUUUUGAAACAGUUUUAUAACUCUCAAGGAAGCUUUGACGAAGUUGGGCUUGGAGGCAACAAAGGGCAUUUCACCAUUGGAUUUGGUAAUCCUGGUGACAGUCCGUACUGUUCCCCAAACACAGAUUGUGUUAAUGAUGGUCAUGAGUACACUCGCGAUGGUCUCGCCAGACGCAGUCACAUCAUCAAGCGUAGGGACAAGUCUUUCGGCUACUACAAGCUCAAGAGUGGUGGUACGUUCUUUGCUCCCAGCGGCGCGAAGCCAGGAGACCUUGUCUUCACGCCUCGGUUCCACAAUCGGACGCUUGGCCGCGAGCUUUCCCGAAAGCACGUCUUUGAUCCAGAGCGUGGACUUGAACAGUACGAAUACAUGAUGGGGAAUAUGUACACAGACCGUGAUGAGGUCGUUGGACCUGCGGAAGAUUAG